This is a messenger RNA of Ipomoea nil (Japanese morning glory), 1277 nucleotides long. Its product is annotated as WAT1-related protein At3g30340-like. Bases 20 to 1138 code for a protein of 372 amino acids. Gene Ontology annotation, molecular function: transmembrane transporter activity. The record is from RefSeq and is a predicted model, not a curated record. Lineage: Eukaryota; Viridiplantae; Streptophyta; Magnoliopsida; Solanales; Convolvulaceae. Gene Ontology annotation, cellular component: plasma membrane. The transcript has 6 exons.
UAUAUAGAGCCUCUGAUACAUGAUGCCUUCUUCAACCUCAGCUAGCAAGCAAAGAUCAGAGAUGAAGAGCUGUGUGGAAUGGUUCCCUGUCAUGCUAAUGAUCGCCAUAGAUUUCGCGUUCGCCACUAGUAAUGUACUUAUCAAGAAGAUUAUCGUUGAUGGUAUGAAACACUUGGUGUUCAUCACUUACAGGCAGUCAAUUUCGACCAUUUUCUUAGCCCCCAUCGCCUUCUUUCUGGAAAGGAACAGUAGGCCAAAGCUCACGCCACGCAUUUUGUGUCACCUUUUCUUGAGCGCGAUUGUUGGCGCUUCUGUUACUCAAUACUUGUUCCUUGUUGGUAUGGAGUACACUUCUGCGACUUUUUCUUGUGCUUUCCUUAACAUGGUUCCUGUCAUCACGUUUUUAAUGGCAUUACCUUUCGGGUUAGAGACUAUGAACAUUAGGAGUAGGAGUGGGAAGGCCAAAGUGAUUGGCACAGUAAUAUGCCUUGGAGGUGCCCUCAUAUUGACAUUAUACAAAGGCUUGCCUUUAGUCAAAUUUCAAGGCUCACAGCCCAUAAACCAUUCUCUUGGAGAGGCCGUGAUGAAGAGCCCCUCCCAACGACGAGAGAGAUGGACUAUUGGCUCGUUAGCAAUGCUUGCUGGAACUCUAUUUUGGUCGUCGUGGUUCCUCCUGCAAUCCAGUAUUGCCAAGAGCUAUCCGUGCCAGUAUUCUAGCACGGCUAUUAUGACUUUCUUUAGUGCCAUCCAGGCUGCUGUCCUCGCGUUUUGCACCGACAGAAACCUCUCCAUUUGGAUGCCAAAGAAAAAGAUUGACAUGUUAUAUGUCAUCUAUAAUGGUUCAGUGAGUUCGGGGUUGUGUUUCGUGGGGAUGUCGUGGUGUGUGAAGAAGAGGGGGCCGGUCUUCACCGCGGCCUUUAGUCCCCUCAUCCAAGUCAUGGCAGGCAUGGUCGACAUUCCCAUUCUACACGAACAGCUGUAUCUCGGGAGCUUAAUAGGAUCGGCAAUUGUGAUUGUGGGGUUGUACUUUCUGCUGUGGGGGAAGAACAAAGAAAUGCAGAAAGUAGUCCAUGAAGUGGAAGAGACAAGGGACAAGGAAUCAGCAUUGCAAGUCACAGAAUCCAGGCAGAUUCCCUGAUCUGAUGAUAUGGUUUUUCAAGAAACAUUUAUUCUUGUAGUGUCACUUGUUUGUAUGUGUUGUCAAUUGUAAGUCGAAUCGAAAGGUUGUUGUGGAUGUCUCUAUCUAUGGUGAGAAUAAGGAGAAGAAGAAAAGAAAA